Sabethes cyaneus is the source of this 5358-nucleotide messenger RNA. RefSeq lists its product as uncharacterized. Gene Ontology annotation, biological process: DNA integration. Gene Ontology annotation, molecular function: nucleic acid binding; zinc ion binding. Bases 1 to 5358 code for a protein of 1785 amino acids. NCBI's taxonomy places the organism in Eukaryota, Metazoa, Arthropoda, Insecta, Diptera, Culicidae. The record is from RefSeq and is a predicted model, not a curated record. The transcript is spliced from 2 exons.
AUGGCCAGUAAUGAGCUGCGGAAAUUACUAAAGCAAGAACGCCAGAUUCGGAGCAUCAUGGAUGCCAUGAAAGAGUUUCGGCAGAAUUACAACGAAGUUCGCGAUAAAAGUUCAUUGCUAAUUCGAAUUAAAAAACUGGACGACGUGUAUGAGCUGUUUUGUGAAGUGCGCAUGCAAAUCGAAUUGAUUAUUGAGGAUACGGAUGGAAGUGAAGAAUUCGUUGACCCAGAUGAAACUGUGGAUGCUCAAGCCCGCAAAAUGGCGGCAAAUAAGCACAAAAGAGACAUGGACAAUGCGCAGAUUCUGAAAGAAUUCAUCAGUGAAUAUUUUGUGCUAAAGCAAUCAUUGGAAGACUUAUUGUGCCCUUCGAUGUUGAAUCCCGCUGCUGGUCCUGCGCCGUCUAUCAGCCAGCAACAUUCUUCUGUGUCGAUGAUGCGGGUAAAGUUACCAGAAUUGAAGCUGCCUACGUUCAGUGGAACUUUACGUGACUGGAUCACAUUUCGUGAUACAUUCAAGAAUCUUAUCACUGAUAACGCUCAUUUGUCGGAGAUUGACAAACUCACAUACCUCCGAUCAUCUUUGUCUGGAGAGGCUUUGCAAGAAAUUGGAUCGAUUGAACUCACAUCGGAUAACUAUUCGAUAGCAUGGAGCCAGCUUGAAUCGCGGUACGAGAAUAAAAAGCUUUUGGUGAAAUCGCACCUUGAUGCGCUGCUUUCGGUAGACCAAAUGAAAAGGGAAACGUUCGAGUCUCUCAAUCACCUGCUCAACGAGUUUGAAAAACACUUGCAAAUAUUAGGCAAACUUGGAGAGGAAACCGCGAAUUGGAGCACUAUUUUGGCACACAUCCUGGCAAGUAAAUUAGAUGCCGCAACGUUGCGCCUUUGGGAAACCGAACAUCGAUCUCGAGAGGUCCCGACGUACACUAAAAUGCUUCAGUUCCUAAAAAAUCACUGCAUUGUUCUGCAAUCGGUUAUACCAAAGAGUUGUCAUCCAUCCGAUUCUAAAGGGUCACAACGGUCGUUCAGCAGCUAUGCAGGAACACAAGUUGCUUGUCCUUUCUGUAGUGACGAAAAGCACUUUGGUUCACAAUGUAAGAAGUUUAGAUCGAUGAAAGUGGAAGAGAGGAGGAAUGCAGUGAAAAAUAAUCGAUUGUGCUUCAACUGUUUAUCCAGAGGUCAUGGGUCAAAAUCCUGUUCGCGAGGUUCCUGCCGGGUAUGCGGACAACGACACCACACGAUGCUGCACCUAAGCUCAAAUCAGACUGAUAACACAUCUCCUGUUUCACAACCGACGCGACCGCAACCGACUCACGGGAACCCACACACGACACAGACACCAACAACCUCACGACCACAGACCCAAGCACACACUCAAACUCACCAGCAGGUACCUAAUCAAAAUACACAAAACGCACUUUCAAUUCCAAGUUCAAGAACUCAUGCUCAGACGCCACCCACCACAGACACAACCACAAACCACAAUAUUGUCCUCUCUGCUAACGAAACCAAGGCAUCACGAUCGGUAUUACUUGCUACUGCACUCGUGAUACUUGAAGAUCAUUUUGGGAACUCUAUCCUAGCUAGAGCUCUGCUUGAUAGCGGAUCUCAGCUGUGCUUCAUGUCAGAAAACAUCUCUCAACGGCUGAAAUUUAAACGGUCCAAGGAAACGCUUUCUAUCAGUGGAAUUGGACAAACCACGAAGAAAUGCAAGCAAUCUGUCGUGGCUCGCAUUCGUUCCCGUGUAUCCUGCUUUGCUGAGAAGGAAACAUUUUACGUCAUCCCACAAGUAACACAGAAUUUGCCACUCGCAAGAAUAGACACAAAUGAUCUCAAUAUUCCGGCCGAUAUAGCACUUGCAGACCCCCAUUUCUUCGAGCCAGGCUCAAUAGAUUUACUCAUUGGGGCAGAACUCUUCUACGACGUACUUUCGGCUGAUAAAUUUAAGCUAGGAGAUAAUGGUCCUACUCUGCAAAAUAGUGCCUUUGGGUGGAUUGUUUGCGGUCGUGUUUUGAAUUGCACAAGCCAUCAACCAGUUGUUGCCAGCGCGUGUGGUGACCGUUUGGACAACUUGAUAACGAGAUUUUGGGAACUAGAGAUGUGUCGCUCCACUAGCAUCCUUUCAAUAGAAGAAGAAGCCUGCGAGACGUGGUUUGAUCGUACAACUAUCAGAGACACUCGUGGGAGAUUCAUCGUAGCAUUGCCAAAGAAGGAUCACCUUAUAUCUCGCCUCGGAGACUCAAAAAAUACUGCACUCAAACGUUUCCUCGCACUGGAAAGGCGGCUGGCUGGCAACGAUAAAAUUAAACAAAUGUACAUCCAGUUUGUCGAAGAAUACUUGAGCUUGGGCCACAUGAGAGAAGUCACUGAGGAUAUAGAAUCAUCGGCUCAACAGUAUUAUAUACCACAUCACUGUGUACUCAAACCGGAAAGUUCGUCAACAAAAUUGCGGGUUGUUUUCGAUGCGUCGUGCUCUACUACCAGCGGAAUUUCCCUCAAUGAUGCCUUAAUGGUUGGUCCCACAGUUCAAGAUGAUCUGCUCUCGAUCGUCAUGCGCUUUAGGCUCCAUCGAUUUGCUAUAGUCGCGGACAUUGAAAAAAUGUACCGCAUGGUCCAUGUUCAGCAGCGUGAUUGGCAAUUCCAGCGUAUUUUCUGGAGGAGCAAUCCUAACGAGUUCAUUCGCAUCUUUGAGCUUAAAACGGUUACGUAUGGCACAGCAUCUGCCCCAUAUUUGGCGACAAAAUGCUUGAAACGACUGGCAAAGCUCGACGGUGGAACAUUUCCGGAUGCUGCGAAGGUAUUAGCGGAAGAUUUCUAUGUGGAUGAUAUGAUGUCGGGCGUAGACAGCAUCGAGGAAGGUGUGCAGCUGUGCGCUGAGAUACAGAGACUGCUAAGCGGCGGCGGAUUUACGCUCAGAAAAUGGAGCUCGAAUUGCCCCGCAGUCCUCGAGCGUAUACCUAAAGACUACAAGGACGAACGGACUUGCUUUGAAUUAGACGACUCAAGUGCGACAGUGAAAACUCUUGGACUUAUUUGGGAACCGGGAUCGGACUGUUUCAAAUUCAAGGUUCCUGCCUGGAACCAAUCUGAUAUUUCGAAAAUUUUCGUCCAGUCUCUCUGGCAACAGAAAGUCACUUGGGACGAUAUACUCGCUACAAACCUGCAGUCGUUUUGGAUCGAGUUUCGACGUAGCUUAGAUCGCCUAGAAGAUUUAAGAGUUCCGAGAUGGCUAGCGUUCGGCAAGGACUGUCGUUCCAUACAGCAACACGGUUUCUGUGACGCCUCUGAAAAGGCCUACGGGGCAUGUAUUUACUUACGAUGUACACAUUUCGAUGGUAGUGUCACAUCACGCCUGAUUGCUGCAAAAUCAAGAGUGGCGCCGAUAGAGGACGUGAAAAGGCGAAAGAAGAAACUGUCGAUCCCUAGGUUGGAGUUGUCCUCUGCGCUGGUACUUGCUCAUCUACACGAGAAGGUCAUAAAGAGUUUAAAAUUAACAGUGCGAAGGUGGUUUUGGACAGACUCUGAAAUUGUUCGGUACUGGCUAGCAUCGAGUCCAUCACGCUGGCAAAUGUUUGUAGCAAACAGAGUGUCAGAAAUCCAACACUCAACACGUGAAGGGAAGUGGAACCAUGUUCCGGGUACAGAGAAUCCAGCUGAUGUCCUAUCGCGUGGCACUGUUGCAGAACAAUUACUAGAGAAUCAACUUUGGUGGAAUGGACCAUCGUGGCUUGUACAGGAUGAAAGCACAUGGCCAAUGGCAGAUGAUGUACCACUAACAAACUUCGAUACCCGUUUCCUGGAAGAAAACACUGCCAUAUCGGUUGUAGCCAACAUGGCUCCACCGAAUGAAAUUUUCAGUCUGCGAUCGUCUCUCAUGGACUUAGUAAAACUCACUGCUUGGUUACUCAGGUUCAUACAUAAUAGUCGCCAAAAGAACCACAGCGAUAGGCGGCAAGGAGCUCUAAUGUUCGCCGAACGGGAAGCUGCGCUUAUUCAGCUCGUGAAACUUGCUCAGCGGGAGCGUUUUGAUCAGGACAUCAAAGAAUUACUGCGAAAAAAUCAAGUGAAAUCAUCGUCUCGUCUCAAUUCUCUCUGUCCGCGGCUACUGGAUGGAGUAAUUCGUGUCGGCGGCCGGCUCGCGAAUGCACAAAUCUCGUCAGGAAGAAAGCAUCCAAUUAUUCUGGAUAAGGAUCAUCCACUAACUACUCUUGUCAUGCUCCAUUACCACCAUAAAAUGCUUCAUGCUGGCCAACAACUGCUUAUUGCUAGCGUUCGAGAUCGGUUUUGGCCUAUUGGUGUUUGCAGUCUCGCUCGUCAAACUAUUCACCGUUGUGUUACCUGUUUUAGGAACAAGCCAACCGUCCAUGAACAAUUAAUGGCAGACCUGCCUUCAGAGCGUGUUACGCCAGCUCCACCUUUCCUGAGAGUCGGGGUCGAUUAUUGCGGACCGUUUCAGGUUGUGUAUCCAAACCGAAGAGCAGUCCCGGUAAAAUACUAUGCCGCGAUUUUCGUUUGCCUAGUGACCAAAUCGGUUCACAUUGAGACUGCUGCAGAUUUCACGACGGCAGCAUUCUUGGCGGCUUUCAGAAGGUUUGUUGCAAGGCGCGGCAAGCCGUCAGUUGUCAUGUGCGACAACGGUUGUAACUUCGUUGGGGCUAGACGUGAACUAGACGAACUUCGACGAGUGUUUCUCGCUCAGCAGUCGAAGCAGACAAUCGUAUCAGAAGCAGCCGAUGAAGGAAUCGAGUUUAAGUUCAUCCCAGCUAAAUCCCCAAAUUUCGGGGGCCUCUGGGAGGCCGCGGUGAAAUCGAUGAAGCAGCACCUUAGAAGAGCAAUCGGAACGAAAACUCUAACACCAGACGAACUACAGACGGUACUUGUUCAGAUUGAGGCCUGCUUAAACUCAAGGCCUCUCACACCUUUGAGUAACGACCCGGGAGACUUCGAAGCUCUAACGCCAGGGCAUUUUUUAAGUCAACGCCCACUAACCGCAAUUCCAGAACCAUCACUACAGGAAGUUCCCGAGAAUAGGCUAUCUCGGUGGCAACGUACGCAGGAUUUUCUGCAACGAAUAUGGCGAAAAUGGUCUACACAAUAUCUGUCCGACCUCCACAAUCGAACAAAGUGGACGAGACAGCGAAACAACUUGUUCGUCGGCACAAUGGUCCUGGUCAAGGAAGACAAUCUUCCUCCACUUAAAUGGGCUCUAGGUCGAGUAACACAUGUGACUAAAGGCGCUGAUGGAAACAUCCGGGUGGUCACAGUUAAGACCAAAGAUGGCAGUUAUACUAGGGCAAUUAGCAAGAUUUGCGUUUUGCCCAUCCGUGACAACGAUCAAAUUGGUGUAGAAGGGAAGAAUUAA